Messenger RNA from Epinephelus moara (kelp grouper), 4746 nucleotides. It is a transcript of the gene olfml3b, whose product is annotated as olfactomedin-like 3b. The record is from RefSeq and is a predicted model, not a curated record. The transcript is spliced from 3 exons. Gene Ontology annotation, biological process: signal transduction. The coding region runs from base 76 to 1245 and encodes 389 amino acids. NCBI's taxonomy places the organism in Eukaryota, Metazoa, Chordata, Actinopteri, Perciformes, Serranidae.
CACACACACACACACACUCUCACUCAACUCCAGUCAAACUUUUUACAGGAGCUAAAGAGACUGAGCCGACACAAAAUGAGAGGACUUGUUGUUUUGGUUACUUUGGCCUGCUUUGCCAGUGCUCAGCACCAAGCACUGAUUGACUACUUGGAGCGGAGGCUGCUCGCUAUUGAGGACCGGAUCUCCCUGUGGCAUGAACAGACUGCCCGUUACGCCUCCGAGCUGCGGGAGCUAAAGCAACAGAUGGUUUCCCAGCUGGAGAACCUGGAUAAAGAGAAAGAGAUACUGAGGACGAGUCUGGAUGGUGUGGGGACCAGGGUGGACCGGGUUGAGCGUGAGCUGGACUACCUGGAGACUCAGAACGGAGCUCAGCCAUGUGUGGACGUGGACGACAAGCUGAUAGAGCAGCAAGUGACGCUGGUAGAGGAGAAGCAGAAGGCCAAGUAUUCAAAACUAUCAGACUGCAGCGACAUGAUCUCCAGCAUAAAAGCCAUGAAGAUCUUGAAGCGAGUCGGAGGGCCAAAGGGCACGUGGACCAAAGACACCAGCAGGGGCUCUGGGAAGAUCUACAUUUUUAACGGGACAGAUGAAGACACCAUCCAUGAGUUUGCAACUGUACAAGACUUCUCCCGCUCACUGGGCCUGUCUCUGUCCAAGGACCUGAAGCUGCCGUCUGCCUGGAAGGGGACCGGACAUGUUGUCUUCAACAAUCAUGUGUAUUAUAUAAAUCAGGCUGAUGAGAUAAUGGUGGUUAAAUAUGACAUAAAGAACAACUCUGUGAAAGACAGCGCAGUGUUCCCGGUGCAGGACCACGUCCCAGUGUACGGCCUGACCCCUGAGACAGUGAUGGACCUGGCUGUGGACGAGGAAGGCCUGUGGGCCAUUUAUGCCACACGGCAGAACGAGAGGUACAUCUCUCUGGCGAAAAUGGACGCCAACUCUCUGGACAUCGAGCAAAUGUGGGACACAAACUGUCCGAGGGAGAACGCGGAGGCAGCUUUUGUCAUCUGUGGCACUUUGUAUGUCGUGUACAACACCAAGCAGCCUGGUCGCUCACGUGUCCAGUGUGUGUUUGACGUCAAUGGUAUGGUGACCAAUGAAGAUGCACCACUAGUUUACUUUCCAAAGCGUUACGGAGCCCACUCCAGUCUGAAAUAUAACCCACACGAGCAGCUGUUGUACGCCUGGGAUGAUGGCUACCAGAUUCUGUACAAGCUUAUCAUGAAAAAGAAACUAGAAAUUUGAGUUACAUAAUACACCACAACAUCCUCCCAAAACUCCCACAAACAAACCCAAACCCCAUUAAAGUACCAAACCAGUGCUUUAGCUCCUUAACCGCAAAUCAUGUGCACUGCUGACCAUUUUAAUGCAUAAUGUAGAAUUCAGAUUAAUGUGCCACUGGGGUCCGUACAGUGUAAAAAUAAAUCUUGAAACUUUAACUGUGUAAUCCAGAGACCAUCAAGUAAUACCUGUUUUUUUUUCCAGUUUCAUUAUUGUGGUGUGGUACAUGAAAGUUUAAGUCCGGACUGUUUGAAGUCUCAAUAAUUACAGAACAUUUUUUAAACAUUUGUGCACUGUGACAACUCAAGCAAGUUUCAAGAGUUUGCAACCCAUUUAAAAUGAAAAAAAAAAAAAGAAUAUUUAAGUAAUUAUAAUGAGAAACUUUCAUAAAACAAUGACUUAGUAUUUCAGAUACUUUGUCAGAUUCUUAGUAUAUCAGAUACUGACUCAUUACUUUAAGAUAGAGGCAUUAUUUUAUGAUACUGAGUCAUUAUUUUGAGAUAAAGAAACAUUGUUUUAUGAUAACAAUUCAUUAUUUUGGAAUACAGAGUGAUUAUUUUCAUAUAAUUUCUAAUUACAAUCAGUUAUUAUAAUCAUUUUCUUCUAUCACACUGGCAGAAAUGGGUUCCAAUAUCGUAUGUAAAUGAAUGGAAAGGGUUGGAGGGAAGGAAAAGUAAGUUCAAAAGUCUCCAACACUCCAACAUGGUGUGCACAAUGGUCAGCAGUGAUGUGAUUUGUAAUCAGCUGGCUGAACAUGCAAUAUCACCAGUGUGGGCUUUGAGUCUGAAUCACAUAAAGCCUUAAAAAGUUCAUUGGUGCUGGAUUGCUGAGCUGCAUCUGUAAACUCGCACUUUUAGAUGUUAACAUUGGACAUAUAUUUCCACAUUUAAAAAGGUAUCAUGUGACUUCUUUAUCUGAGGCACAUUUUGUCAUCACUGCCAAACAGUUAUUUCUAAUCAAACUGCACUGCCUUUCCAUUUUAUCAGUUAUAUCUGUGCCUACUGGUGCAUCAACUUAAUGCACUUACCUGUGAUAUUUUGUGUUAAAUCAGCCAAGCACUUAUCUUUUUUUUGUCAAUAUACAGGACGCAGGACACAUCAUACUUUAUUGGACCACUCACUUAAACCUCAAUAUCUGUGCGUCUACUUAACCUGUCAUUUUGCUGUCUGAAUAAAUGUUAUAUCCUGUAGCAGUGCUGAGUGCAUAGAAACACUCUUGUUUGUUGGUCAGUUGAAUUCAACCUGAGUUUCUAGUCAAAUGUACCCUCCUGCAAUCGCUCACCUCAUAACAGUAUGCGUAGCAUCUAUUUAACUUUUAUCACUUUACAUAAAAGACAAUGCAUAGUUCUUAAGAUAGCAUUAAAAAAAUAAACAUUUCUUCAGUUAUGCCUCAAAGUUCAUUCAGCAGCUUUAUUAACUCGUCAGUCUUUUAACAUUUCUAGUACACAUUGCUUUAAUUUACCAGCUGUCAUAAUCAAAAUAUCUACGGGGUUGUCUCACAUAUAGUGCAGCCACAAAAAUGUUGUCACUAUGGCAACCUCAGAUUACAUUUCUCUGUUUAUGCAUCAACUUUUCACACAAGUCGAGCACAUAUGGAUUUUGUGCUAUUAACAUUUUACUAAAUGAAAUUAAUAAAAUUAACAUAGAGCACCACUAUUUGAAUAACGCCUCUCAUGCAAUGCAAUCGUUUAUUAAUUUAUAUCUGAAUAUAACAUAUCUAUUUUUUUCUGCUCAUUUUCCAACUAUCUUUGCCCAUUUCUGCCUCUAAUUCUUGUUCAUUAUGGAAAUAAAAUGGCAAACUACACCCGUUAACACUAGGGCUCUGUCUCCUACUAUGUACAGGAUGUGCAGAUAUGAGCAUAAUAAAGCCACUAUGUGUAAGAUUUAAACAUUUUAGACUUUGGCACUCCCAAGUGGUAGCAUCAAAAAGACACUGUGGCAGACAGCAAUGCAUUACUUUCCCUGUGAUUCAGAUUAUCUGUGCUAUCUGUUUGUCUCUGUUCAUCUUUUCUUGAUUUCAACCUUCUUGCAUUGACCGACGUGACGUCUAAAUAUGGCGCGACUAAUAAAGACUUAUUUAGUUGGAAGUCUGUUGGUUGAUUGGUAUUUCACUGGAGCGUUUUUUAAAGUAAUUUACUUGUGUGAAGCAGUUAUUUUCAGCUUUUAAAACACUAAUUUUAUUUAUUUAAUUUUUGCCUAAUUUUACCUUAUAGCUCAAGUUAAUCAUCUAAUUUUACAUACUUGAACCUUUUUUGUCUUGAAAACUUAACAUCUCUUUUGCUGUACUUUUCCUGUGCUUUCUGUAGUUUCAACUCAAACUGUCAUGCACUUCUUCACAUAAUGUGACUUAAAAUUAAGAUAUGAAUUUGAAUUUGAAGUCGACAUCACUGCCAUUUCAUUACAUAAAAACAUACAUGGGUCUUUUCUGCUGGAGAAAAUUACACCAUGUACCGUAAAAACUACUCAGGUGAACAAAACCAGUGUGAUGCGAUGCCAACAGUAGAAAUGGACCUGUGCAUUUGUCCAGCCCAAGAUUAAUGAUGUGUGACAGUAAUUUGAUUUAAUAAUGCGAGACAGCAUUUGACUCUGGUAUUUCAGUUUCACAACUAUCAGGCAUUAAUUGCGUCACUUGGCUCCAGAACUGAAGAAAAUAUUUUUGCCUCAAAUGAACCACCUGAAGUGCAAGCUUAAAGGGACAGUACACCCCCUUCCCCAAAAUGAUCAUUUGUAUAUCAUUUACUUUAUUUACUGUGUUACUUUGAACUUUGGGAACUGAUUUUUUUUUUCACAUGCCGCCACGGUGAACGAAGAAUCCAAAAACAGAGAAAGUUCAUGAUGAAUUUAAGUCAUAAGGGUCCAUGCUUAACAACAGUAAAACUAUAUAAAAACAUCCAUUUACAAACUCUCACACAACUCAUGCAAUGUUAUCCAAGUCUCAUUUAUCCAGUCACAUGCUCAGUGCUUCCCAAACAGACAGGGAACUGAACUGAAAGUGAAACUUACCUAUGCUCUCUUCAAAGCCAGACUCCAUUAACAAAAACUGUAAUUUUACCUCGCUGAACACAGGAGCUGCUGGUCUACCACUGCUUCUAUCCGUUAGUUUGUGUUGUGUAAUUUUGCUGAAUUCAAAUUGACCCUUUUUCCAAAGUCACACAAUGACAAAAACAAACUGAUCAAGGUAGCAAUAGACCAGCAGCUCCCAUGUUCAGCAAGGUAAAAAUACUGUUUUUGUCAAUGGAGUCUGGCUUUGAGGAGAGCAAAAGUACAUUUCACUUUUAGUUUAGUUCCCCAUCAGAAAGGGCGGUGUGUUUGGGAAAUACUGAGCAUACGACUAUAAAUAAUACUUGUAGUUCACGAGUUGUGGCAGACUUUGUAAACAGAUGUUUUGAUAUAGUUUUGGUGUUGUUAAAUGUGGACCCCACUGACUUCUCCAUUUUUGGAUUCUUCGUUCACCAGAGGCCUGCCA